CAGCAAAUCGCCACCAUCACCACCGUUGACAACCAAACACAAACCCAAAACCCAACCAUCAAGAUGCAGUUCUCCACCGUCUCCUUUGCCAUCUUCGCCAUCCUGCCCGCCAUGGUGGCUGCCAUGCCGGCGGAGACUUCCCCGGUGCCAAAGCCGGCUCUCCCCGUGUUUGAGGAAUUGUGCCCCGACGCAGAGCGCCAGAAGUGCGCCGAGAGCACCGACAACCUCAAGCGCUGCCUUCAGAUAAACGGAGCUAGCAUCUGCGUCAUCGACUGCGGCUCCCAGACCACUUGCCGUACUCAGUGCAAGCAGCAGCUGAAGAAUGAGAAGGCCAAUGGUUUCUGCACCGUCGGGGACAACCCCUGCAUCUGCAACCUGAACGGCGCUGCCAACAGUGCCCACUAAGCAGCUCCGACUGGGAAGACGUCUUAACUUGGGAGCAGUGGCCUAGGCGGGUUUGGCGGGAGCCAUCGAGGGGGGAGGUUGGAAGUUUGAGCUUUGUUCGCUUUUUCUCAUCGCUAGUGUUGGC
Pyricularia oryzae 70-15 is the source of this 529-nucleotide messenger RNA. RefSeq lists its product as uncharacterized. The coding region runs from base 64 to 405 and encodes 113 amino acids. NCBI's taxonomy places the organism in Eukaryota, Fungi, Ascomycota, Sordariomycetes, Magnaporthales, Pyriculariaceae. The transcript is spliced from 3 exons. The record is from RefSeq and is a predicted model, not a curated record.